AUGGCUUCAGAAUCGCCCCGCGGCCGCGUGCGCACUCGCUCGCCAUACUCUGAUGCCUCCAAAGGCAGAGGAGACCCUCGGUCCAUCUCCAGACCUCGUCGGUCAAUUACCCCUCGGUCAAUCAGCAGGAGCCCUCGUCGCAAUGGCAGAUACAGAAGUGAAAGUCGCAGCGUCAGUCGUGGCAGAAGUCCAAGUCCAGUCCGAAGCACAAAGGUUGUGAUCGAAAAGCUUACGAAGAACGUAAACGAAGCCCACCUGCGAGAGAUAUUUGGUCAAUAUGGAGAAAUUCGCGAUUUGGACAUGCCAAUGAACAGAGCUUCCUACAUCCUGUAUACCUCCGAGGCCGAUGCUGAAGCUGCAAUCGCGCACAUGCACGAAUCGCAAAUCGACGGAGCAGUCAUCAAUGUUUCCAUUGUUCUCCCACGUCGCAAAUUCUCUCCCUCCCCACCUCUCGCGAGACGUGGCGUAAACCUCGACCCCCGUGCAUCUUUCAAUGCAGCUCCCAAUCCAGACGUCGAUCGCCCCUUCCUCCCUAUGGCAGAUCUGAGAGAAACACCGACACCUACCGCCCAAGAUCCCGCUCACGGUCCCGCUCUCCAAGACGACACCGCACCCGAUCUAGAUCUCUCUCUUCGCGCUCACGCUCUCCGCCAAGACGAGGACGUGGAGGAGGUGGUGGAGGACGCCGAACAAGUCCAGCUCGAAAUGGUGGCAGGAGGAGAAGAAGCCCAAGUUAUAGCAGCUACAGCAGUUAUGAUGAUCGAAGCAGAAGCAGAAGUCGGGGACGUGGAGGUCGUGGAAGGCGAUAAAUGUACUAUGAAAUGA
Messenger RNA from Cadophora gregata, 825 nucleotides. RefSeq lists its product as uncharacterized. The record is from RefSeq and is a predicted model, not a curated record. Gene Ontology annotation, cellular component: ASAP complex; nucleoplasm; cytoplasm. Lineage: Eukaryota; Fungi; Ascomycota; Leotiomycetes; Helotiales; Ploettnerulaceae. The transcript is spliced from 4 exons. Gene Ontology annotation, biological process: mRNA splicing, via spliceosome. The coding region runs from base 1 to 825 and encodes 274 amino acids. Gene Ontology annotation, molecular function: RNA binding.